CACAAAGAAGACGCAUGUAAUCCGCGUAGUAAGGCUACAUCAGGAGCUAUGUGUAGUCAGCAGGCAAGUUGAGGCGCUCUUCGCUGAUAGCAUGAUGCAUUACCUGCUUUGCUGUUUUUCCGUGCCUCUCAUAAGCACCCUCCAGGUGCUACGGAACGACCUUGCUUUCCUCACAUUCACUGGUGCUUUUAUUAACCUGGCAGUUUUCAUGCCAAUAGCAGUUCUAAGCCAACGGCUGUCCGAUGCUAGCAUCGCCGUGCGAAGUGGCGCCUAUACGGCCGCCAUGACUGUAAGGGGUGCGGAAACGGUACCAGUGCGUCAAGUUCUUCAACUCGUUCUGCUGGAGGCGGGAAGACCAGCGUGCCUCUCGAUCAAGGGAUUGGGUCCGCUCACGCUGAGUAGUGCGGGAAACGCAUUGCGGGCCUGGUUCUCCUUUACCAAUGUGCUCAUCAAAGUGGGGUAGUACUUGUGACGCCUGCACUACUCUAAUGUACAUGACGUGAACAAACAUAUACUUUUCGAAUGUGUAAAAACGUCUAUGAGGUGUUAAUGCCACUGUCUAUUUUAAAAAAGAAUACACUACCUGUAACUCA
This is a messenger RNA of Frankliniella occidentalis (western flower thrips), 593 nucleotides long. RefSeq lists its product as uncharacterized. The coding region runs from base 92 to 463 and encodes 123 amino acids. The record is from RefSeq and is a predicted model, not a curated record. NCBI's taxonomy places the organism in Eukaryota, Metazoa, Arthropoda, Insecta, Thysanoptera, Thripidae. The transcript has 3 exons.